This is a messenger RNA of Gambusia affinis (western mosquitofish), 2034 nucleotides long. It is a transcript of the gene rnf168, whose product is annotated as ring finger protein 168. The record is from RefSeq and is a predicted model, not a curated record. Bases 303 to 1586 code for a protein of 427 amino acids. The transcript has 8 exons. Gene Ontology annotation, molecular function: metal ion binding; nucleosome binding; ubiquitin-protein transferase activity. Gene Ontology annotation, cellular component: nucleus; site of double-strand break. NCBI's taxonomy places the organism in Eukaryota, Metazoa, Chordata, Actinopteri, Cyprinodontiformes, Poeciliidae. Gene Ontology annotation, biological process: double-strand break repair.
UAUAAGAAAGAACAAGAGCGUGACCUGAGGACGCAUGCGCACAGUCCCAACAACAGUCAGUUCAGGCGGGUUCAGUCCACAAGCUAACGCCCAAAGAAUAUCAAAAACGGCCAAAAGCCACCGACGUUUGACUCCUGGUACCUAAUUUACUAAAACAACAUGACGCCUUGCGGGCUGCGAAGCUGGAGCGGCUCGUAUCCGGUAACCGUUGGCAAGUAAACUUUGGACCGGCUAACGUAAGUUAGCUUCAGUUGGAGCUGAAGCAGUGUUCACUUGUUCCUCGACUGACGAGGAGGACGAAGAUGUCUCCGGUGUCUGAGGUGGAGGCAGGAGGCAGGCAGGAGCUGGCUCUGACCUGGGAAGACUGUCUGUGUCCGGUCUGUCUGGACAUCUUCAUAGAGCCUGUCACCCUGCCCUGCACACACUCCUUCUGCAAGGGCUGCUUCCUGGAGUCGGUGGACAAGGCAACACUGUGCUGCCCCAUGUGCAGGAAGCGGGUCUCCAACUGGGCCCGCCGCAACAACAAGAGGAACACGCUGGUGAACCUGGACCUGUGGAACCGGAUCCAGACCCUCUUCCCCCUGCAGUGUCAGCGCCGCCUGAACGGCCAGGACGCUGAGGAGGACGACCGCACAGUUCCCAGAGAGUUUCCCAGGGUCUGCCAUCCUGGAGAGCUGCGGCAGGAGUACGAGGAUCAGGUGACUAAGCUGAUGGAGGAGCGGAGGGCUCAGGACGAGGAGGAGAGCAAAGCAAGCGAGGAGCUGAUCCAGAAGCUGCUGGCUGAGGAGCAGCAGCAGCUGCAGGAGGAGAUGAGGAGGAAGGAGGAAGAUGAGCGUCUGGCCAAGCUGCUGAGCAACCAGCUGAACUCCCAGGAGAACCUUCGUGUUCCCGACGUCGCUCCGGUCAAGAAGAAGGAAGUCGUUACGGGACACAUGGACAGGUUCCUGUGUCCCUGCCCUCCUCCAGGCUCCGCCCCCGGCUUCAUAACCAAUAAGGAGAACAUCCUCCUGAUGGAGGCGGAGCUUCACCCAGAGCAGCCCCCCCCACCGGUAUCAUCAAAGAGGAAGAGCUCGGAGCUGGACCCAAUGGAGGAGGAGAAGGUGACCUCCAAGCGAGUCCAGGUGUGCUCCCCGCCUGGAGAGGAGGCGGACUGGGAGGCGGAGCUUCAGGAGAGGCAGCAGCAGGAGGAAGACGACCUCCACCUGGCUCUGCUGCUCCAGAGGGACCUGGACCGGGAGGAGCGACGGAGAGCCACGGACCGGAGCAAGGGCUCCUCCGAGGCCUACCUGCUGCGCGCCAAGAGAGGUGACAUGGAGGAGGCGGGGCCAUCACGCAUACCUGCAGGAGGAAGAAUACGGCGAAUGCGCAGCAGGUCCAUCAGUAAGUCCGUCAGCAGCUCCGUCAGUAAGUCCGUCAGCAGCUCCGUCAGCAGCUCCGUCAGCAGUUCCGUCAGCUUCCCGUACCUGCGCUCGGUCUCCUCUGCCUCGGUGGUCAGCAGAGGAAGCAAACAGGCCACUCUGACCGAGAUGUUCACUCGUCCUCACUCCUGCUCCUCGGCCUCGGCUGCCACAAGAAACGCAAAAUAAAGGCAUUUUAUUUUGUAACCCGCACUUCCUGCUGAUCAGUGAUCACUUUCUCUUCACGGUUUGUUUCCUGAUGUUUCUGGGAUCAUGUGAUCAAUCAAGUGACACUCUGACUCAACGGCCCCCCCUGGUGGUCACAUCACCGGAAGUAGGACUGAUAGGCCGAAUCUGCUAAACAUUUAAUCAGAUAAAAUCAGCAACAAAUCAGAACAAUAACUUUAACAGUUAUUGAUCUGAUUGGUCAGCAUAGGAUGCACUGAAGCUCCUCCCCCUUUAGCAGCUGGAGCAUCAACACUAUCAUGGUUGGAUCCUGCAGGGGGCGCUGUGAACUGUUCUUGCAGGAUUCAGACAUUUAUCAAAACUGUUUUGUUUUUUUGUUUGUUUGUUUUCUCUCAAAUUUUAGUUUAAAUACAAAAAUGUCUGAUUAGAAAUAAAAGUUCUGUUAAGUUUC